Eurypyga helias (sunbittern) is the source of this 3039-nucleotide messenger RNA. RefSeq names its product large tumor suppressor kinase 2 (gene LATS2). The record is from RefSeq and is a predicted model, not a curated record. NCBI's taxonomy places the organism in Eukaryota, Metazoa, Chordata, Aves, Eurypygiformes, Eurypygidae. The transcript has 6 exons. Gene Ontology annotation, cellular component: spindle pole; nucleus. Gene Ontology annotation, biological process: hippo signaling; G1/S transition of mitotic cell cycle; positive regulation of apoptotic process. The annotation marks the transcript as partial. Gene Ontology annotation, molecular function: protein binding; protein serine/threonine kinase activity; ATP binding.
GAGAUGGCUGUCCGAGCACUGAAGCAGACGGGUAGCAGAAGCAUUGAAGCGGCUCUGGAGUAUAUCAGUAAGAUGAGCUACUUGGAUCCUAGAAAUGAACAGAUAGUACGUGUAAUUAAGCAGACCUCACCAGGAAAGGGUAUGGUGCCAAAUAAUGUAACCCGCAGGCCAAGCUUCGAAGGAUCAAACGAAUCUUUUCCGUCCUACCAUCAGAUCAGUAACGCAGCCUAUGAAGGGACAGGCUUUGGAGCAGAAGGUGCAAAUAUGCUUACUGAAGUUCCAAGGCCAUACAUGGACUAUUUAAUCUCUGCUUCGCAGUCUACAGCUAUGAAUGCUCCUGUACAGCGACCCUCUGGAGUAGGCACUCACAGCACACCAGCAAGCCAUCAGCAGAAAACGUACCCUGCAAAUAUCGAGUCUUCUGUGAUUAAUUACCCGGUGGCUAAUCACAGCAGUCAGGCGUUGCAGCUGCAGGCGCCCCACAGCUCCAACAGCCAACAUUACAGUCGGCAGCACAUGAUGGUGCAGGGGGAACCUAUGGGGUAUGGUGUUCAGCGGAGUCCAUCCUUCCAAAACAAGAUGCAGCAGGAGGGAGGAUACACCAAUCUCCCGAAUAAAGGGGCAGUUGUUCAGAAUAAUUCUGGUCAUGCUUUUCAGCAGGCACCGGCAAGCCUGUAUAUAUCACAUUCUCAUCACAAACAGACAAGCCCUUCUUCUCAUCAAAUGCAUGUGAUAUCCAGAGGUCCAGCCUUUGCUAAUGAUUUUUCAGACAGUCCACCACAAAAUCUAUUAACUCCAUCUAGAAAUAGCCUAAACAUGGACCUCUAUGACAUGAAUAAUCCACAAGUUCAGCAGUGGCAGGGAGCAACACCGUCACGCCGAGAUUCUUUACAAAACCCAGGAAUAGAAACAUCUCCACGGCAACAUGUAUCCUUCAGACCCGACGCCACAGUGCCGAGCAGAACGAACUCCUUCAACAACCACCAGCAACAGCCACAAGUGACAGUGUCUAUAAGGCAGGUUCCUCCAGGAAAACCUGAUCCUUCAAUUACGUCUCCAAAUACGAUCACAGCAGUCACAUCUGCUCAUAUUCUCCAGCCGGUGAAGAGCAUGCGAGUGAUGAGACCCGAGCCUCAGACUGCAGUGGGCCCUUCCCAUCCCGGCUGGUUACCUGCGCAGGCACCGGCUGUGGAUGGCUUGGAGAUCAUUGAGCAGCAUGUGUCACCGGUUGCAGCAGCUAAUGCUUACCAACUCGACGUGGAUUACGGUAACCAGGAACUGCGGUGUCCGCCACCACCGUAUCCCAAGCAUUUGUUACUUCCCGGUGGCUCCGAGCAGUUUGAUAUCAACUGCUUGUGCAUGGGCGUAGAGCAGACCCUCCGCGUAGUCCCCAGUUCAACGUGCAAUAAGGCUGAGGAGAACAGUGAGCGAAAUGAUAAAAGCAACAAGAACACUAAAGCUGAAAAACCAAGCAAGGAUAAAAAGCAGAUUCAGACGUCUCCGGUGCCUGUGCGAAAAAACGGCAAAGAUGAGGAAAAGCGAGAAUCCCGAAUAAAGAGCUACUCACCUUUUGCCUUCAAGUUCUACAUGGAGCAACAUGUAGAAAAUGUCAUAAAGACCUACCAGCAGAAGAUUAACAGAAGAUUACAAUUGGAGCAAGAAAUGGCUAAAGCUGGCCUGUGUGAAGCAGAACAGGAACAAAUGAGGAAAAUUCUCUACCAGAAGGAGUCCAACUACAACAGGCUGAAAAGGGCCAAAAUGGACAAGUCUAUGUUUGUGAAAAUCAAGACUCUGGGUAUUGGUGCGUUUGGAGAAGUAUGCCUGGCCUGCAAAGUGGAUACCCACGCCCUCUACGCCAUGAAGACUCUGCGGAAGAAAGAUGUGCUUAACCGGAACCAGGUGGCUCACGUCAAAGCGGAGAGGGACAUACUUGCUGAGGCUGACAAUGAGUGGGUGGUUAAACUCUAUUAUUCCUUCCAAGAUAAAGAGAACUUGUACUUUGUGAUGGACUACAUCCCAGGUGGGGAUAUGAUGAGCCUACUGAUUCGGAUGGAGGUCUUUCCAGAGCGCCUGGCGAGAUUUUAUAUUGCGGAGCUCACUUUGGCUAUAGAGAGUGUGCACAAAAUGGGCUUUAUUCAUCGAGACAUCAAGCCUGACAACAUUCUGAUAGACCUUGACGGGCAUAUCAAACUGACUGACUUUGGACUGUGUACUGGAUUCAGGUGGACUCACAAUUCAAAAUACUAUCAGAAAGGGAGCCAUAUCAGACAAGACAGCAUGGAGCCCAGUGAUCUUUGGGACGAUGUGUCCAAUUGUAGAUGUGGAGAUAGGCUGAAGACAUUGGAACAAAGAGCUAAGAAGCAGCAUCAGAGAUGUCUAGCGCACUCGUUAGUUGGAACCCCUAAUUAUAUCGCUCCUGAAGUCCUGCUUCGUAAAGGAUACACUCAGCUCUGCGACUGGUGGAGCGUUGGGGUGAUCCUCUUCGAGAUGUUGGUGGGACAGCCUCCAUUUCUGGCUCCUACACCCACAGAAACCCAACUGAAGGUGAUCAAUUGGGAAAGCACGCUGCACAUCCCCGCGCAGAUCAAGCUAAGCCCUGAGGCGACUGAUCUCAUCACGAAGCUCUGCUGUGCCGCUGAGGACAGGCUUGGAAGAAACGGGGCAGAUGAUAUUAAGGCCCAUUCUUUCUUCCACUCCAUGGACUUCUCUACCGACAUCCGUCGGCAGCCAGCUCCCUAUGUUCCAAAGAUCAGCCAUCCCAUGGACACUUCAAAUUUUGAUCCAGUUGAAGAGGAAGGUCCUUGGAACGAUGCUAGCGGUGACAGCACCAGGACAUGGGAUCCACUGGCCUCUUCCAAUAGCAAACACACAGAACAUGCUUUUUAUGAGUUUACUUUCCGAAGGUUCUUCGAUGACAACGGGUAUCCGUUCAGGUAUCCCAAGCCUUCUGGAAUGGAAGUUGGCCAGCCUGAGAAAUCUGAUGUAGAAGACAAAGGUGUGGUGGAUCAGACCGGAGCUUGUCAGCCUGUAUAUGUGUAA